This is a messenger RNA of Stylonychia lemnae, 2949 nucleotides long. The record is from the annotation of a GenBank genome assembly. Lineage: Eukaryota; Ciliophora; Spirotrichea; Sporadotrichida; Oxytrichidae.
AUGAUAGAGGGAAUGAUGGAGAUCCUGCAAUAGUAACCCACACCCCAAUAAAAGAAAAAUGAGGUAGCGUGCACAGUUGCUCUUGUCUCAAACCUUGAAAAUCUUAACUAAUUUGCCUUAGUGUUCAUAGCUAAAAAGAGCAAAAAAAUUGAACUCAUUAUGCCAAUCACUAUUGAAUUUUAGUAAAGCAUUUUAGAUCGUAUUUAAACACAUUAGAAUAGCCCAGUGUAGAUAAUAUAAGCUUAAAUCCCUUCAACUGCUACCUUCAAAGUCAGAGUGUUAAGUAAUCAUGCUGGAGAAAAGAGAAAUCUCAUGGAAAGAAUCCAAAGCAUCAGAUAAUUUUUGCCACGUGAAUCUAACACAUUUGCUAUUUAGAAAACACAUGCUUGGUUGUGGCAUUACAGCACAUUAAUUCCUAAAAUUAUUUAGACAAAGCCAGUAGGCUAAGAAAAAGUAGAGGCAAUUGACAUUGCCUUGAAAAACCAAGAAUCUAAAGAAGAGAAACUGAAAGAGACAAUUGAUCAAAUUAAAUCAUCCAAUAAAUAUAUGUCGCAGAUAGCAAUGGAUAUAUUUUUCAAAUAGGAAUUCGAGAAAAGAUAAAGUUAAUAUAUGAUUGAACACGGUCUCAAAAUCUUUGUAGUAACUUGGAAUGUCAAUGGCUAGAAGCCACCAUGUGAUGAGGUUGAAGACAUUUUCACUGCUAGGAAUGUGUAUUUGGACUAGAGAUACUUAGAAAUCAAUGAGCUAGAUGAUAUCCCUGACUUGAUGGUCUUUAAUUUUCAAGAAAUUGUUCCUCUUAAUGCUAAAUCUAUGAUACUUAGUGGUCAGCUAUCAUAACCUUAACUUUGGGAGAAAUACCUAAUACAAGAAUACAAUACUUAUUUCUAAAAGAGAUUCGAAGGGAAAUUGCCAAUCCCAAAUAUCUAGUAUGUUGAUAAAAUAGCAUCACAUGGCUAGGUUGGUUUAUAUCAAGUGGUCUUAUUUAGAAAAGACAAGAUAAAUUUAAUCUCAGAAGUUCAAUUGGCAUAGGUUGGUACAGGUAUACUUGGAGUAGGAGGAAAUAAAGGAGCAAUUGGUUGUUCAAUUAAAAUUUGCGAGACUAAAAUAGCAGUCAUCAAUGCCCAUCUUGCAGCUUCACAAUCUAAAGUUCAGAGAAGAAAUUAGAAUGUUACUUAAAUUCUGAAGAGUUUGUAAUUUAUUGACAAGCAUAACGAUAAGCAAAACCUAUUUGAGCAUGACAUUUUACUCUGGUGUGGUGAUUUGAACUACAGAAUCAACAGUGAUAACUUUAAUGAGGUAGUUGAUAUGAUUCAGCAAAAUAAACUUUAUGAGCUUAGGAAUCUGGAUUAGUUAAAGCAAGAAAAAGCUGCUGGGAAUGUAUUCGGAGAAUUUGAAGAGGGAAAAAUCAAAUUUCCGCCUACUUAUAAGUUUAAAGUUGGAACAAACGACUAUGAUUCCGAUAAGGUGAGAAUUCCAUCUUGGUGUGAUCGUAUUCUUUACAGAGGAGAGACUUUGUACUAGUAGUUUUACACUUCUGUAGCCUCCCCUACUACAUCUGAUCACAAGCCAGUCUGCGCACUUUUCAAAGCUACUUACAAGGAGAUUGAUCCUGUCUAGUAAUAAAUUGUAGCCUAGACAAUCCUUGACUAUUUGAAGAACUUGAAAGACAAUUUCAUCCCUAAAAUGAAGCUCUCUACCACAGAAGUAGUAUUUGAGAAUGUAAGAUAUGGUGACACUUAGUUUGUUAUAAUGGAAGUAGAAAAUACUGGAGACGGUCUUUUAGAAUAUGAAAUAACAAAGUUGUAAGAGAGAGACAAUAUUAGUCUGAGAGGCUCAUAAACCGCUGAGAUGCUGAAGAAGAAAACUCAGCACUCUGCUUGGCUAAGUAUCAAUCCAUUAAGAGGCGUAGUAAAAGCUGGAGAGACUAAGUAAAUCACGUUUAGAAUAUAGAUAAAUCAACGAGAAGCCUAGUUGCUGUUUCUAGACAAAGAUCUAGAGGAAUUCAUUCAGAUUAAGACCAAUGAACCAGAUGUCCUUACUAAAAAUCAAGUUAUACAUGUCCAGUGCAAAUAUCUUUCAAGUUGUUUUGGAGCAGCACUGUCUAUUCUAAAUUAAUGCACUGGAAAAGACAAUCUCUCAAUCAGAGAUGAACUCUAACAAAUUAACUUUGAAGAUGUAUUCCUAUGCAUGUAAAGCAGAAGACUUAAUUAGUUUACUUUACCUUUACCCAAGGAACUUCACAGGUUGGCAACAUACAUCCUGCAAGAGGGCAAGCUCAAACCCAACAUAUUCCUGAAUUCAGGCAAUGCUGCUUAGGCUAAGAUAGUGAGGGAAAAGAUAGACACCAAUCAGGACUUGAAAGUAGAUGAUAAUGAUGAUCCUUAUACAGUAGCUAGUGUAAUGAUUGAUUUCUUAAGCACUCUGCUCACGCCAAUACUGCCUCAAAUACUAUACAGACUGCCGAAAGAUAACUCAAUGGCUUUCGUCUAUAUAGUCUCUUUCUUCAAGGAAAUGCUCAAUUAUUCAGACAAGAACAAACUGAACCCUGAAAAGAUCUGCGAGCUUCUCAGUGAGUGUCUAAUAGGAGAAGACAAGUUAAACUAAAGUACUAAAUUUAGAAGAGAGCAGUCAUUAGUCAGAGCAGCCCCUAAGAAAUCUCCAACUAAGACAGGAAGAGACUUAGAACAUCCAAGUAUAGUGAGGCCUAAUACAAUGGCCAUGCAUUCUGCAACUGGUGUUUAAAGGACAAAUACGAAAGAGUUUUAGGGUGGCACAUUUACUGCACAUCCACAAACACAGACCUAUAGUAAUUUGGAAGAGGAUGACGAACUUUUGGAAUUCAACAAUGACUUGCAAGGAGUAGAAGAGAACAAAGAUCCUAAAUUGUCGAUUGAAUAGGCUAAAUCUAAGCUCAGGUAUCAAGGAUUGCUAUUACAUUUAUUUUAAUGA